Messenger RNA from Durusdinium trenchii, 882 nucleotides. Lineage: Eukaryota; Dinophyceae; Suessiales; Symbiodiniaceae. The record is from the annotation of a GenBank genome assembly.
AUGGCCACAAUGCCAGUCGCGUUGAUGCCGGAGGAUCCUGAGUUUGAUGAGGAGGCCCAAGCCGCCCACUCCAGCGGCUGGGCGGUGCAACGGCUCCGCUUCGCCCACGAGGCGCAGCUGAGCCCAGGCUUCGACGCUCCUCCGGCUCCGACCCGCGCGGUCUUCCGCGGCUUCAUGCUUUCGCGGCAGCGCCGAGCGUUUCUCCACGAGAGCUUGAUGGCGCAGGGGCUCGAGCUCGUGGUUUCGCCUUCGCAAUAUAGCAACGCUCACUUCUUCCCUUCCACCUAUGAUGCCCUCCGAGCGCUCGCCCCGCGCGCGACCUGGCAGCCGGUGGAUCUGAGCUCGGAACCGCGGGCCGAGCUCUUCCAGGAGGCGGUGGCGGUCGUACAGAGUUGGAACUGCCGCUACGUGGUCUUGAAGGAUUACGUGAAGAGUGCCAAGGCGCAGGGGAGCCGCUUCCUCCAAGUGCCCGUCGACGAGGAUCUUGCCGAGGUGGCCAUGGACUUUGUCCGCGCGCGAGGUGAGCGCUUCAAUGAAGGUGUGGUGUUCAAAGAGUACGUCGAGUUGAUGAGAUACGCUGGUCGCGCUGGGUACACCACCAACGAAUGGCGCUUGUGGUUUAUGUGCCAGCAACUGGUGAAGGUAGCUGCGAACUCCUUCCAGGAAGAGGCAGAUGAGCCUCCCAAAGAGGUCCUAGAACAGGUGACGGAGAUGGCCCAGUCCAUCGACAGUCCCUACUUCACCAUUGACCUGGCAGAAACCUCCACAGGCUGGACAAUCUUGGAGGCUGGUGAUGGCUCCGUGUCGGGCCUGGGCGUUUACGAAGAUCCAGCAGAGCAUUGGCAGCUGCUGGCAGCACACUUUGGCGAAGACGCUGCUUGA